Penicillium mononematosum is the source of this 1593-nucleotide messenger RNA. RefSeq lists its product as uncharacterized. The coding region runs from base 1 to 1593 and encodes 530 amino acids. NCBI's taxonomy places the organism in Eukaryota, Fungi, Ascomycota, Eurotiomycetes, Eurotiales, Aspergillaceae. The record is from RefSeq and is a predicted model, not a curated record. Gene Ontology annotation, molecular function: protein binding. The transcript has 4 exons.
AUGCAGAGAGGGAAACUAGAACGGCAUAUGGCCCGGCUGCGAAACGCGAUUCAAUUGCUGUCACUGUCCCAGCAGUGCUAUACAAGAGCGCUUCUACGGGUCCAACCUGAUCUAAUUGCCGAGAAAAUACUAGUGCAGGGCAAGAAAAACACAGCAAAAUUCAAGCCGAACGCUCACCAGCACGAGAGCAAUAUCAAAAGCGAGGCGACCAAAUUAUCGAAUGGCACAACAGAAGGGUCGUCACAAGGCGAAAUAUCACGCCACGCACACAUAUCCAAAACCCUGUGGCGUCUCAGUUUACCAUCUUGGUUGAGUUCAAGAGCUCUAGAAAUAUACAGUCAGAAACUUCAUCACGGCUGGCAAUGGGUUUUCCGAACGUACAAUGUGAUCCCGUCAACAUCAAAGGUCGUUUCAUUGACGGUAGCUGGCAAAAUCGAUGACCUGCAAGACCUAUUUUCCAUGAAACAGGCUUCUCCCUUUGACCGCACCGACCGCUUUGGAUACACCCUCCUCCACUACGCCAUGCUCGGACCUAGGAAGGAGGAGGUUCUGAAAUUUCUCCUCGAUCAGGGAGUUGACUCUUCUAUUGCAGGGGCCCAUCCAAAUCUCGAAACACCUCUCCAUAUGCUGGUAUUUUGUGGGACUCUUGGACUUGGAAAGGGUCAGCUGUUGUUUCCGUGUUUACGCCUUCUACUUCGCUAUGCGAAAGAAUCCACUUACGAAGACACACCAGAAGAAACUAUCAACGGAGUUUUAUCCCGAUUCCGUGGGUCAAGCGAAGAGUUCAAGUUUUUGCAGCGACAUUACUGUCCUUCAUACUACGAAAUGCCCCAAGAGAUAAGAAUUGCAGUGGCUUCCAAAGCCGCAUUUGGUGUGUGGGAUGCCUAUCAUAUGCCUGACUUAAUCCAGACUAUGCUUGGACCAGAUCCAUUGACGGCCAAAGAACUCCAACUGGAAGGGCCGUGGCGUUUUGAUUCAAAGAACACAACACUUGUACAUUGUGUUGUGAGGAAGAUUGGAGCAACCCAGGCUGCCCUGCAAGGGUCUCAUCCAUGGAAAAAGCAAGUACGCCAUCAAAGUCGAAGUCGCGGGCCGUCUCUUUACAAUAAUAUGAGGGAAGGAUACUAUGAUCUCUACAAAUCGUGGAACAAGCUUUUUAUGGGGUUCUUACAGGCUGGUGUGGAUUUGAACAAUAUUGUUGACCAGCAGACCCUAUUGCUUGCAUUUUUAGAGGGAUAUACUGACUGGCUUGAUAUAUCUAAAUGUCAGAUGUCGUCUCCAAGUGAAGCACUUCGGAAAUGGUUAACAGAUCUGAAAUCUGCUGGCGUCGAUUUACAGAAAUUCGGGGAAAUAGAGGACAGCAUGUGGAAAAUGGAACUUAUCCGGAGAGAUAUCGGCCCGUGGGAUGGAGAGAAUUCUGGUUGCCAUCGACUGAUAGGGUUCUCUUAUGGCCCACGCAUUGAUGACUGGUCCGUAUGGCUAUCCCCAAAAUGGGACAACUUUAUAGGGGAUUUUUGGAGCUUAAUAGAGCGACCUGCGGAGACGAUGGCCGGUGGAUGGCCUGGUGAAUUAAUAUCUUUAUCACAGUUUUGA